Molecule: messenger RNA, 1843 nt
Organism: Limulus polyphemus (Atlantic horseshoe crab)
Lineage: Eukaryota; Metazoa; Arthropoda; Merostomata; Xiphosura; Limulidae
Product: DNA polymerase nu-like
Exons: 20
Coding region: 75-1676 (533 amino acids)
Biological process (GO): double-strand break repair; DNA-templated DNA replication
Molecular function (GO): DNA-directed DNA polymerase activity; DNA binding
Source: RefSeq, a predicted model, not a curated record
GUUUUGAAAGCUAUUGAUGAUAAUACUAAUGGUAAAGUUUAUGUAAAUAACAUGGUAAUUUACAUUAGGUCAUUAUGUAUAUGUGUGUAUGUAUGUGCAUGUAUCCAUGUCUGUUUAUUUUGAAUCUUAUGAUAGUUAUUAAGCAGUGGUGUGUGCAUGAUAUCAAGAUUGCAGCUUGGCUGCUAAAUCCUGAAAAAGUCCCAGAAACCCUUGCUGAUGUUAAACAAAUUUUUCCAUUAGACCAAGUGACUGAUCCAGGUGAUGCUUGCAAAGUUUCUUCCAAAAUAAGUAGUCUUGAAAAUCUUGAAAAUUUUUAUUCUGUGAUUAAGGAUCAGUUAAAGGAACAAAACCUCUUCUCUCUCUUUAUUAAUGUGGAAGUUAAGCUUAUUCCAGUUUUGUCAGUGAUGGAACUGAGGGGAAUUAAAGUGAACAAGAACACAUUUCUUGAAGAAAAGAAAAUAUUGCAGGAAAGAAUCCAGCAGGUAGAAAAAGAAGCGUACAAGGUUGCAGGAAGGAAGUUUUCUAUUAACAGCCACCCUCAGUUAAGACAAGUUUUGUUUGAUGAGUUAAAACUAGACAGUAAAUUACAGAAGAUUACUUUGACAACUGUGAACAAUCUUAAAUCAACAUGUGAAGCAGUGCUGGAAGCAUUAAAGGAUUACCACCCACUGCCUCAGUUAAUUCUGGAAUAUCGACAUCUUGUUAAAGUGAAGUCAACUUAUGUUGAUGGAUUAAUCACUCACAUUCAAAACGGCCUUCUUUGUACAACAUGGGACCAAACAGCUGCAGUUACAGGUCGACUUUCAUCUGCUAACCCUAACCUUCAAGCAAUUCCAAAGCUCCCAGUUUGCUUAACUAAAUCAGAAAAUCAAAGUGGAACAGCUAAAAGGCCAGAGCAGAAAGUUCUUAGAAUCAGAGAUCCAUUCAUAAGUCAAGAAGGAUGGUCACUUCUUGCUGCAGACUUUCAACAAAUUGAACUUCGUAUAUUAGCACAUUUUUGUCAUGAUGAAAAACUUAUUAAUGCUUUCAGAGGUCCUAAUCAUUCAGACAUUUUUAUACAGCUAACUUCUCUUUGGUUGAAGAAACCGUUAGAGUAUAUCACUUCUGUAGAGAGAGAGAAAACCAAGAGAGUAGUGUAUUCUGUGAUGUAUGGAGUGGGAAAAGUAAGAUUAGCAAGUUACCUUUCAAUACCAGAGAAUGAAGCAGGAACUGUAAUUGAGAACUUUUUAAAUAGAUUUCCUGGUAUAAAACAAUUUACUAAAAAGUGCAUUACAGAAUGCAAGAAGACAGGGUAUGUUUGUAGUCUUCUGAAAAGGAGAAGGGUGCUUCCACACUUAAAUUCUAUGAAUCAUGUGUUGCAAAUGCAGGCAGAAAGACAGGCCAUUAACUUUCUUAUUCAAGGAUCAGCAGCAGACAUCUGUAAGUCAGCUAUGGUUGAAGUUGAGAAUGAAAUAGCAGCACACACGAAUUUACAUGCCAGGUUGUUGGUACAACUACAUGAUGAACUAUUGUGGGAAGUGCCUGAUAUUGAACUGGAAGCUACAAAAUGCUUAGUGAAGAAAGUGAUGGAAGAUACAGGUAGACUUCUGAACCAGCAGGUAAUACUAGAAGUUCCUAUUACAGUCUCAUUGAGUGUUGGGAAGACAUGGGGUGGAAUGACUUCUCUUCCUCCAUGAAUUGAUAUUUGUUGUGUAACAAGAAAGAUACUUAUUGCUUGUUUUAUUUUGAAAAGUAAUUCAAUACAGUGAAAUAUAUUAAAAAAUACAGUUAAACAUUUUGAAAUUUGUUAAGCAUUGACAAUAAGAUUUUCUAACAUUAAUUUUUUUAGAUUCUCUGAUAAUUA